Messenger RNA from Humulus lupulus (European hop), 652 nucleotides. RefSeq lists its product as uncharacterized. The transcript is spliced from 2 exons. The record is from RefSeq and is a predicted model, not a curated record. Lineage: Eukaryota; Viridiplantae; Streptophyta; Magnoliopsida; Rosales; Cannabaceae. The coding region runs from base 82 to 384 and encodes 100 amino acids.
AAUCGAUUAAAAGAGCUAUAGAUGCUGUGGCUUUUUUCUCUGAACACUUAAAACAAAGAAGGUAGAGAGAAGGAGAGAGAGAUGACUAUGUCCCUUACGCGAAGAUCCAUGCAAAUCUCAUCUCUGCUCUUCUCGCUUUUGCUGCUCUGCUUUUCGGGUUUAGCGAGAGCAAGCGAUCCUGUAAAUUCGAAAUCUGAGAGCAAAUCAAGCUCGGCAGGGAUCAAGGUACUGAUUAUAUGCCUGGGUUUGGUAGCAGUAAUUGGAUUCUGUGUCUUGUUAUUCAAAUUAUGGCAGAAAAAGAAGAGGGAAGAACAACACGCUCGUCUUCUCAAGCUGUUUGAGGAUGACGAUGAGCUUGAGGUUGAAUUAGGUAUUCGCGAUUGAUGUAGCUCAUAAUCCUAAUACGCUCCGUUGAAUGAAUGUGAUUCGGAAUCGGAUUAGGUGCGCUUUGCGUUAAAUUUAGGUCAUUUACAGAAUUAUUGUAAUUAGUGAUAUACAUUUUUUUUUGUAUACUAAUUUGAUUUGUGCUUAUAGUAGUUGAUCCGUUUGUGGAAUUGUUGAAAUUUUGUAUGGAGAUUUUUUGGGGUUUUCCCUAAAUCUUUGAUUUGCAUUCUGUUUUAUAAUUUGGAAUAAGAUUUGAUUUUUUUUGGUU